AUGGCCGAGAUAGCUGGGCUCGCCCUCGGCGCUGUGGGACUGGUGACCAUGAUUGGUGCCUUCAAAGAUGCCAUCGAUCUGUUCACACUCCUCUCAGACACCCGCGAUCACGGUCGUGAUUACGAAAUUCCAGUUGCGAAGCUCGAUAUUGAAAAGACUAUGCUUCUGCAAUGGGCCGAUCGAGUCAGACUUGUGAGCGAGGAGUACGACAGGCGCUUGGACGACCCGGAUACCCAAAAGCUUGUUACUGAGAUAUUGUCAUGUAUCUCGCUACUACUUGGUGAUUCUACGAAACUUCAACAGCGCUAUGGCAUGAGUGAGGUCUCACCAAACGAUCAGGAGCUCCCACGUACUGAGGCCAAACGCCUUCCGCGCAUUGGAGAGGAUCGAACGACUAGGUUCAUCAAUGAUUUCAAGAGAAUGAACCUACGAAUUAAUGCGCAGUCGUCGACCACUUCGACGCGCAAAAAGUUCACCUGGGCCAUUAGGGACAAGCAAAAGUUUGCCACGCUUAUCGACGACUUAUCCUAUUUCACAUUGAAGAUCAACGCUAUCACGCCGGUUCUACCCCACGAAGACUUUUGUCAACAAGAAGCAAUUGAUGCAGACCUAGCGAAUAUUACUGUGCUCAGUAGUGGUGAUCUCCGCCCACUCAGUAUUCUUCUAUCUGCGUCCGCCGACAACCAGCAUAACCUUGCUGAAUCAAUACGUCAUUCUUACACCCAGGCUUGUCAGAAUCGCAUAUUGUCUUUGCUUUGGUUUAGAAAAAUUGAUGAUCGUCGGGAGAGCAUCGCUGUGGCCCACGAGAAGACUUUCUGCUGGGCUCUCGAACCUCCAGGGCAGACUGAUCAGAAGUGGGAUAGCCUAUUAGAAUGGCUCCAGUAUGAUUUCGGAAUGUAUUGGAUCUCUGGCAAGGCUAGAAGCGGCAAGUCGACCUUGUUGAAAUAUCUUCACUCAGAAGUUCAAAAAAGGCAACUACUAUCGCCAUGCGCGGAUGGACAUCGGUACCAGCUGUAUAGCUUCUUCUUCUACCAUCUCGGCACCAUGCAGCAGAAGUCACAGGACGGUCUCCUCAGGGCGCUCCUAUACCAGAUCUUGGAAACCCAUAGGUCUUUGAUACCUGACAUCCGCACAUGUGGAAAGAAAUCCAUGAUUCCCAUCAUUCCUUUUGAUGUCAAAGAUAAGGCACGUAAAGUAGUAGGGCUGAUUCAAGAACUGAGGGACAUGGAAGGAGCAUCAACCACGCCAAGCGGUUGUGAUAUCGAUGGAAUGGAGAGCGACGAGGAGUACGACUCUGAUAAUGGCGAAGACGGGAAUGGAGAUAGUGAUGAAAACGAGGAUGAAGCACAUGUUGGAGAGGAUCCGGAAGAAGGCGACAGUGCCAUCAGACUCGAUGUGAGAGAGCAAUGUGCCGAGGGGUCUCGAACUCCUCCACACGGUCUCUCAAUUCACGGAGGGAGUCAUCGCCUGACCUCGACUAUCCCCCAAUUACUGAAAAGACGUAGAAGCGCAUCUCCUAUGUCAGAAGGUUUGCACAAGGCUAAGAAGUCGAGUCUUGCAGUUGAAUGGUUGUCUGAGAUGACGCUCCGCAGUAUUGUGAGUCAAGCAAACGACAGCGACAGAGCACCGAUACAUGUGUACUGUCAUAUAUACGAGUUUUAUAAACCGAACCUAAGAAUAUGCACGCUUUGCUAUGCUAUUAUAUACAAAGAGGGUAUCGAUAAUGACAGCGUAGAAUUGAACGCACACGACUCCGGGUCCCUAGUUGGCGUUGGCUCUUGA
Thyridium curvatum is the source of this 1782-nucleotide messenger RNA. RefSeq lists its product as uncharacterized. Lineage: Eukaryota; Fungi; Ascomycota; Sordariomycetes; Thyridiales; Thyridiaceae. Bases 1 to 1782 code for a protein of 593 amino acids. The record is from RefSeq and is a predicted model, not a curated record. The transcript has a single exon.